This is a messenger RNA of Phyllostomus discolor (pale spear-nosed bat), 625 nucleotides long. RefSeq names its product microsomal glutathione S-transferase 2 (gene MGST2). The record is from RefSeq and is a predicted model, not a curated record. Bases 87 to 527 code for a protein of 146 amino acids. Lineage: Eukaryota; Metazoa; Chordata; Mammalia; Chiroptera; Phyllostomidae. The transcript is spliced from 6 exons. Gene Ontology annotation, biological process: leukotriene biosynthetic process. Gene Ontology annotation, cellular component: endoplasmic reticulum; nuclear envelope; membrane. Gene Ontology annotation, molecular function: enzyme activator activity; glutathione transferase activity; glutathione peroxidase activity.
CUGACAGCCCCAGCCCUGCUGGCUCUCCCGAUUCCUGUUGCUGUCCCAGAGCAAAGUUCCGUGGGGCAGAACGUUCCCUGGGAAAGAUGGCUGAGAAUUCGAUCUUGCUGGCUGCUGUGUCCGUCCUCUCCGUCUGUCAGCAAGGUUAUUUUGCUGCGCAGGUAGGAAAAGCAAGAUUGAAAUACAAGGUCACGCCCCCGGCAGUCUUUGGGUCCCCGGAGUUUGAGAGAAUAUUUCGUGCACAACAAAACUGUGUGGAGUUUUACCCCAUAUUCUUACUGACACUGUGGAUGGCCGGAUGGUACUUCAACCAAGUUUUUGCUACUUGUCUGGGUCUGGUAUACAUAUAUGCCCGUUUCCAGUAUUUCUGGGGAUAUUCAGAAGCUGCUAAAAAAAGGAUCAUGGGCUUCCGAGUGAGCCUUGGGAUUUUGGCCUUGUUGACCCUCCUCGGCACCUUGGGGAUUGCAAACCGCUUUCUGGAUGAGUACCUGGACCUCAAUUUCGCCAAGAAACUGAGGCACUCCUAACUCUGCCCCUCCACUCCCCUUUGCUGAAAUGCUUGCAGGAGGUAUUUCCACGCUGGAGGCUAUAUGGUAUCACUUGUUCAAUUAAAACAAACUCAAAG